AAGUCAAUGUUUCCUCAUCUAGGAAACUCUCAUCUCAAGCCUCUUUUUCAGAGAGCAGGAAAAGCAAACUGCAGCAGGCGAUUUACCCCGAAUUAUCAAGCAAGAACAUAGACUUGCGCCAUUUCUCUACAAAAUAAUGGAUGGAGAUGCUCUCUCCCCUCGUACGGCUAUUGCCACAAAGCUAGCUGGCUUGAGUACUACAUCUAAUGCUGAAGAUCAGCCUUGUAUAUUUAAAGUGCAUAAACAGUUACUUAAUGUAAACGAGAAGGCUUACAAACCUGUGCUGCUUGCCAUCGGUCCUUACAAUGACCAUCUCAAGGUUGGCCAGGGGAUUAUGGAGGAGCAUAAACUGCGGUAUCUGAAGCAAAUGCUUGAAAGGAGAAAAGAACACAGUCUGGAAGACUACAUGGAGGCAUUGAGAAAACUAGAAGACAGAGCCCGUAAAUGCUAUGCUGAUGCAGAAUGCAUUAGUCAGAAAAAAGAUGAGUUUGUAGGAAUGAUGCUACUUGAUGGUUGUUUCAUCAUUGAGCUAUUCCGCAAGUUGGAGGAUAAAACUCUAAGAGAUGAACAUGAUCCAAUCUUCCAAAUGAGCUGGAUGCUUCCUGAAAUAGCUCGUGAUCUAUUGUUAUUUGAAAAUCAACUUCCAUACUUUGUUCUUACUGAAUUGUUCAACAGGAGUGAGAGUAACCAGACACCACUUCCAAACCCAGGUGAUAGUGAGCAGAUCUCAUGUGAAAUUACGCCAUGUUGUGAAAGCUCAGCCUCCAUAGAUCAGACUGUCCCGACACGACUUCGUGAUCUUGCCAUUUCUUUUUUCUUUGGCUUAUUACCAUUUCGAGAUUGGGAAGUCAACGGAUCAAGUGUUUAUCCAGCCAAAAAGUCAACGGAUCAAAAGGUUGGAGACAAAGUCAUGAACGUAGAAUUUAAACAUCUACUUGAUCUGAUAUAUACAAUUAUCAAGCGUUCAAUAGUACAUGAUAUGGAAGUAGUAGAUCGUGCCAUAGAACGUCAAGAGGUUGGAGUCAAGUUCAAUAUAGAAGAGAUAUUUAAGCCUUUAUUUGGAAAACUCGAAAAGAGGAAGGGCUAUAAGAAAAUAAAUAAGGAUGCUGGCUCAAUACCAUAUGGACCGAAGCCAAUACGUAAUGCAACAGAGCUUAAGGAGGCUGGAAUCAAAUUCCAGAGGGCAAAGCAAGGUACCGCAUUUGCCUGCAUAAAGUUUAGCAAUGGGGUAUUGGAAAUUCCGCCUUUGAGAAUAGAAGAUGAGACUGAGACUCUCUUACGAAAUCUAAUUGCAUAUGAGCAAUAUAGUCCACACACUGAUAUUGAUUACGUUACCGACUAUGCGUGCUUCAUGGAUGAUCUCAUUAACUCUCCAAAAGAUGUUGAAUUACUUGGUCAAAAUGAAAUUAUCGAAAAUUGGUUGGGUGAUGAUGAAUUUGCUUCCAGCAUGUUCAACAAGCUUUGUCACCAUGUUGUUUCAGACUAUCCCCCCAGUACUUAUCAAACUUCCAUUGAUAUUAAUAACCACUGCGCCAAACGCCGUAAUGUAUGGAUGGCAACAUUAAGGCACAAUUAUUUCAAUAGUCCUUGGGCUUCGCUUUCAGUCUUAGCGGCUAUCCUAUUGCUUGGACUUACAAUUAUUCAGACCGUAUUUUCCAUUAUUAAUUAGGUUUUCAUUUAGUGUCUUGAUUAAUCUUAUUGUUGUCUUAGUUAAUGUAAUAUAAUGUUGAAUUUAAUAAGAUUUUAGAAAUUAAAUGAGUUAUGUGAGUCCUGACCAA
Messenger RNA from Juglans regia (Persian walnut), 1778 nucleotides. RefSeq names its product UPF0481 protein At3g47200-like. The coding region runs from base 137 to 1669 and encodes 510 amino acids. The transcript is spliced from 2 exons. The record is from RefSeq and is a predicted model, not a curated record. NCBI's taxonomy places the organism in Eukaryota, Viridiplantae, Streptophyta, Magnoliopsida, Fagales, Juglandaceae.